AUGCGGCAUCAUAUAUCUGCCAUCCAAUUGGGAAUACAAUACUCUGGCAAAGAAUUAUUGGCCAAUAAUUUGUCUUCCAGUAAUGUUUGUUAUAACUGCAAAAAAAGUUAUCAAAGUGUACAGACACCUGCAGGAAAACCAUUUGCUGCCAAUGAAACAAAAAGAUGCUCUGCUUGUGACAGUCUCUUCCCAUCUCUCAUGGCUCUUGAACAUCACAAGGAAGAGUUUGAACACUGGUCAGGCGAUGACAGCCCUCCUGACAACAGCGAAUCUGAAGAAGACACCAGCGAUGAUACUGUAACCAGUGAAGAGUUGGAGCGACUGCUGUAGCAAUCGGCCUUGCUCUGACCUGACCCUUCCAAAUCCGACCACACCCCUUAUAUGUCUGAUAAAAUGAUAUUAAAUGAAAUAAACCUAAACCCCACACCGUCUACCACAUAUGAUAUUUAGUGCAUGAGCACUAAUUAACCCUGUAAACCUAUGUGCAGCAUGAAUUAAUGUCAAUUGUAAUGAUUAUCAAAUAUACUUUGAAGGAUCCAAUGAAGUAAACAUGGG
Molecule: messenger RNA, 555 nt
Organism: Gryllus bimaculatus (two-spotted cricket)
Lineage: Eukaryota; Metazoa; Arthropoda; Insecta; Orthoptera; Gryllidae
Source: the annotation of a GenBank genome assembly